CGGCCGCAUUAGGAGACCUUAGUAGCAGACCUUAAUUACGGAGUAGUAUUUAACGUUCACUCCAGAAACGAAAUUAGGCAGAGCUCACAGUGAAGAGAAAAUGGAGAAGAUAACACACAAGACGGUGGGCGUGAAUGGGAUAAACAUGCACGUAGCAGAAUUGGGGGAAGGCCCCUUGGUCCUCUUCCUCCACGGCUUCCCUGAGCUCUGGUACUCAUGGCGCCACCAAAUCCUCUUUCUCGCCGACCACGGCUACCGGGCCGUGGCGCCGGACCUCCGCGGCUACGGCGACACCACCGGCGCACCCAACAAUGACCCUUCAAAGUUCACCGUGUUUCACAUUGUGGGUGACCUCAUAGAGCUUCUCCAGUCCAUCGCUCCUGAAGAAGACAAAGUGUUCGUUGUGGGUCAUGACUGGGGUGCACUCAUAGCUUGGCAAUUGUGCAUGUUUAGGCCGGAUAAAGUGAAGGCUUUGGUCAACCUCAGUGUCCAGUUUUUCCCUAGGCAUCCUCAUCUGGAUCUCGUUGAAAGCUUUAAGGCCAUGUAUGGAAAUGAUCACUACAUUUGCAGAUUCCAGGAACCAGGAGAGAUUGAAGCCGAGUUAGCCCCUAUUGGAAUCAAAACAUGUCUCCAAAACAUCUUUGCAUUCCGCAGACCAGGACCUUUGUAUUUUCCUAAAGGCAAAGGUUUUAGUGCAAAUACAGAUGGUUCAACGGCCCUGCCGGCAUGGUUGCCGGAGGAAGACUUGGAUUAUUUCGUCAGCCGGUAUGAGAAGACAGGCUUCACCGGAGGAGUGAACUACUACCGAGCUUUGAAACUAGACUGGGAGCUAACUGCAGCCUGGUCUGAGACAAAAGUGAUGGUGCCAACCAAAUUCAUAGUUGGAGACCUAGACUUAGUUUACCAUAUUCCAGGUGCAAAAGAAUACAUACACAAUGGAGGGUUGAAGAAUGAUGUGCCACUGCUUGAAGAUGUGGUGGUACUCCAAGGUGUGGCUCAUUUCCUUAACCAAGAAGCACCUGAAGAGGUUAACAACCAUAUCAUCAACUUUUUAAACAAGUUUUAAACUUUCUUGUAAGUUUUGUGUUUACAUUGAAUAAGUGAAUAACAACCAUUGGACUUCUUUAAUAACUGUAAUUUUGAUUUGUGGAAGUUGAACAAGA
Ipomoea nil (Japanese morning glory) is the source of this 1163-nucleotide messenger RNA. RefSeq names its product bifunctional epoxide hydrolase 2-like. NCBI's taxonomy places the organism in Eukaryota, Viridiplantae, Streptophyta, Magnoliopsida, Solanales, Convolvulaceae. Bases 101 to 1066 code for a protein of 321 amino acids. Gene Ontology annotation, molecular function: hydrolase activity. The transcript has 3 exons. The record is from RefSeq and is a predicted model, not a curated record.